CCAGCAAUCAAAGAGUUUGGCUGAUCCCGGUUUAAUGUAAAACUGGCAACAUGGCGGCUGCCUAUGCUCCUCCAAUAGUUGUUCCUAUGCAUUAUGUUCCGUCAUUCAAAGUUGAUGUCAGAUUACAUGAACCACUUGCAGGAGGGGAGGCAACUCCAAGGGACAUAGAAAUAGAGAUGAUGUCGCUUUGUUCUCAGUUGGAUGUGCUGUGCAAGAAGGAACUACGAGAUCAACAAAGAAAGAAAACAACGGAGCAUGGAAAAGUGAGUGGGGCAUUCCUGGACAAAGCAACGGUUGUCCAUGAUCGGAUGAAGCAACUGCUCCUAAAACAGAAACAGGACAUGAGCCUUGGGCAAUACAUUGUAUGGCGAGGAUUGGAUAGGGUAUUCCCGAGGGCUGCAACCUUCCUUUCUAAACCUGAUGGACUUAAUCUACUAGAUAAGAAAACAGGCUUGGAUGGUUACUACCAGGAGUUAGCCUGUAUCAACCAGCUCCUCUCACUCUCCAUGCAGAUUAACUCAGACUUACACAACCUUUCUGAUCAUAAGUACAUCGCCCAUCAGCUGGCCAUUCUGUAUCAAUCUGUGACAUCAUUAGAUGCGGCCUGUAUGGAGACCUAUAAAAAAAGCAUAGAGGAUAAUUUCAAAGUGGUGAAGACCACUCUGAAUGAGGGUGGAGAUGGGGCCAGGUUGCUGAGUAACGAGCACAAACAAUGGUUGAUAAAUCUAACAUGUAGUGUUGUGCAGACAUUAACAUCGUUCCCCACAGAACUCACUCAGGAAAUGGUCCAACCCUGCCUAGCUCUUCAGCAGACAUGAAUCAUUCCAAGUUUCAUUUCUCUGUAAAAUAUAAUCUAGUUACUAAAUUAAAUAUUUUUGAAAACCUUUAUGUACAUUAUCGAUAGUAUUCCUAGUAUAUAGUAAACUAGAACAGGAUUCUGUAAUUUAUUUUGAAGCUAAAUAUCAUGUCAAAGACUGCUGUUAUCAUCAGGUGAAUAUAAAUUCCUGUUAUUGUCACAUCAGGGAUUCCUGUUAAUUUCAUGUCAAGGAUUCUUGUUUUGGUAAUGUGAAAGAUAAUCAUAAUUAUUAUGUGUAUGAUUCCUGUUAUUGUCAUGUCAGAGAUUCCUGUUAUUGUCUGUGAAGAAUUCCUGUUUUUGUCAUGUGAAAUAUGACUGUUAUUGCUAUGGCUAGGAUUUGUGUUAUUGUCAUGUUAGGGAUUCCUGUUAUUAUCAUGUCAGGGACUCCUGUUAAUGUCAUGUUUAGAAUUUCUGUUAUUGUCAUGUCCAAGAGAGUGAUCAAUACUGUGGGAUAUCUCGCUGCCAUGAACUGAAAUCUCCUGGUCAGGGACAGAUAUAUAUAUAUAUUAUCUCACAACCAUGGAAUAAAAUCUAACAUAAUCUCACAACCAUGGAAUGAAAUCUUCUAAUCAUGGAGAGAUAAUAUCUUACAGCCAUUAAUAAAUAUCUCAUAACUAAGGGAAAAUAUUCCUUAACGAAGGAAGAAGAUCUCACAAGUGCGGCGGAAUAAAAUCUCAUAAUCAAGGACAAAUAUCUGUCAAUUAAGGACAGAUAUCUUAUAAUUUAGGACAAAUAUCUCACAAUCAAGGACAGAUAUCUUAUAAUUUAGGACAAAUAUCUCAUAAUUUAGGACAAAUAUCUCAUAAUUUAGGACAGAUAUCUUAUAAUUUAGGACAAAUAUCUCAUAAUUUAGGACAAAUAUCUCAUAAUUUAGGACAGAUAUCUUAUAAUUUAGGACAAAUAUCUCACAAUCAAGGACAGAUAUCUUAUAAUUUAGGACAAAUAUCUCAUAAUUUAGGACAAAUAUCUCAUAAUUUAGGACAAAUAUCUCAUAAUUUAGGACAGAUAUCUUAUAAUUUAGGACAAAUAUCUCAUAAUUUAGGACAAAUAUGUCAUAAUUUAGGACAAAUAUCUUAUAAUUUAGGACAAAUAUCUCAUAAUUUAGGACAAAUAUCUCAUAAUUUAGGACAGAUAUCUUAUAAUUUAGGACAAAUAUCUCACAAUCAAGGACAGAUAUCUUAUAAUUUAGGACAAAUAGCUCAUAAUUUAGGACAAAUAUCUCAUAAUUUAGGACAAAUAUGUCAUAAUUAAGAGCAAAUAUGUCACAACCAUUGAUGAAUCAAUGUCUCAUAAAUAAGUACAUCACCAUCACACCGCCAUUUGAGAUGAAAGUUAGUAAUAGGGUAAGUCGCUUAACAAAGACAAUCAACCAAGUCGUCACACAGGACAAAUUAAGAUUCUUGUAGUAAGACUAACAUUUAAAAAAUGUUUUGAUCUUAUUUGCAAAUAACAUCCAGUGUGUGUGUUUGUCAUGUGUUCAUAUCUCGAUCAGAUAUCUAGAAGUAUGAUUGUAAUUACAUAUAGCUAGUACAUUUCAGUUGUAUUGUUUUUUAUGAUGUAUAGAAGAAAGUGCUAGGUCACAUAUUUUAUUGAAUCUCAUGUUUUUUUUAAGGAGAACCACUUUAAUCCAACAAUUUUCACUGAAGCACUAAAAAUAUUAAUGUUUAUUUAGUGAAAUCCAGUUUAUGUCAAUUAUAGGCUCAUGUAAGAUAAUAUAUACAUGCAUGUUAAUUUUUUAUGGUGUCACAAUUGUUUUAUAAACAAAUUUGAGUGGAAUCUCUUAAAACUAGUACGUGUUUACCAUUUCAGUAGUGUUAAAGGCAUAUGAUCUACGAUAUUUACUCACAAAAACAUAAUUAUUUUUAAUUGAUAAGAUUAUAUAAUGUGUAAUGAAUCGGUAAGAUUAUAUAAUGUGUAAUGAAAAAAAACCAUAUGAAACUUUGUUUUACUUUGAAUAUUGAAUGAGAAAUGCAUUGUGUGUAUGUUGAAAAUUGUUAGGUAAUCAUUAUCGGUACAAUAAUAAUGAGUUUGCAGAAAACAAUUGUCAAUAUCGAGUACAAGUAAAACAGUGAAGACAAAACAAUAUACGAUAUUUGUCCAAUUUAUUCAUUCACCUCGAGAGUUGUUUCAAAGAAAACUGGUAACAUAUUUUUCAAAUGAAUAUCGUAGAUCCUGUGAAUUUACAAUAGUGUUAGCAUACUGACUUAAGUAUUAUACAAAUGAUACCAAAAUAAAGUGUUUUAGAUAACUUUAUAUAGAUUUUUAAAAUCUACUUUAUUUCUCACUUCAGAAGUGACAAAAUAUGAAUUCCAUUAAAUAAAACAAGUAUCAUGAUUCAGAAAUCCAGUAAUUAUUUCUCGUCUUCUGAUUUUGGUUGAAGAUUAAUUUCCAAAGAUAUGAAGCACAAUAAUGUUUGUGCAGAUUUGGCAUUUUGCGGACUUAGACAUGUGAACUGUACGAUGUGAUUGAGGAGCGAGUGGAAAAUGUUGUUAUUGUUAGUAUUACUAACACACAAACCUAUACUCUGUAAGAGAUGACUAUUCUAACACCCAUAAUAAUUAUCAUAUAGGUAAACCUGCUCAAAGCCCACAUGUUAUACAUUAUUCCCCUAUUUAAUAGAAUAAUUUUACUUCAUCUAGGAAAUGAAAUUGAUUAUGACCAAUGUAUAAGAUUAAUUGCAAAGUUACAUAUUAUAUAUUGAAGAUAAACGUUGAACCAGACAGUUUCUAUUUUAUUCAUUUAUUGCAAUUUCUACCACAAUAGGUUGGUGUUAUACAACUCCUAAGACACGAAAUAAUUAUAACUAGUGUUGUAUACAUACAGUCUAUAUCUUAUGUGGAAUAAACUGUCAAUACAUUUUAAUUGGUUGACACAGUAACCUUUGA
Pecten maximus is the source of this 3741-nucleotide messenger RNA. RefSeq lists its product as uncharacterized. The transcript is spliced from 8 exons. NCBI's taxonomy places the organism in Eukaryota, Metazoa, Mollusca, Bivalvia, Pectinida, Pectinidae. The coding region runs from base 51 to 818 and encodes 255 amino acids. The record is from RefSeq and is a predicted model, not a curated record.